AUGCCUGUCCGGGAACAUGAACAAGCUGACCGACAGGGUUCUGCAAGCUCUGGGACAAGUUGGGUGUCGCAAGAAACAGUGCGAGAUAGAGAAGGCUCGAGACGCAACCUGACCAAAUCCUCAUCGGAAGGUCGGGAUGCGGAUCCCUUUCCGGGUACUCUGAUGGCGAGAUCUGGCUCAUCUCAGGGUCAGAGGUUCGAUUGGGGCUCUUCACAUUGGUCAUGGAGCUCACCGGAUAUCUCACCAACCGAAGAGCGCAAAGGUUCCGGAUUCAGUGGCCACCGAAAGGCUCUUGCAGUCCUUGGCGCAGGUGACGAUGUCGUCCGAUCGUUCAAUUCAAGCCCACAACAACAACCACCACCCAUCAAUGUGGCUCAUUCUAGUCGCGAUGCAUUGGAUUCCGUCGAUCCAUGGCUUACAACAACCGGACUUGAGGCACCUGGGACGUUUCUGAACGAUAAUUCCGAGUAUGAGGCAUCUCCAGUAACCGGCACGUAUCGCCCGACGACUAGUCGAACUUUUGCUAGCGAACCGGCCGAGCUGGAUUACAAUCGAGACAACCGGAGACCAUCUACGGCAAGCAUGACCAGCAGCCAAGGAUCUAAGUCGAGCUUGAGUCAUAAGCCUUGGAGGAAAAAGUCCAAAGGUGUUUAUACGGAUGAAUACACGGCGUCUGACGAGCCCGAUGAUGGCCAGCAAAAUACCCAUAGCCGACGAGGAGGACCUAUCGAUCAGUUAAAAGCCCGCGAGCGAGCGAACUCUGACGGAUCGGAUCCAGCACAGCGCCAGUCACGAGCUCGAGCUGAAACACCUUUACCAUCAAGUGACAUCACCCCUUGGGUCUACCAAAGUUUCAAUGAUAUCCCGCAGUAUGGAGAGGCCCCCGUACGUCAAGUUCCUAUUGGGCCUGAUGGGCAGCGCCUUCCAUCUCGUGGUGUGACACCUCGAUCCAGUAUCAGAGAUUCCUCCCGACGAGGAGCUAAUGGACAUCGACACUCUCGAAGUAAAGAGGAAAAGCGCACAGAUGCAGGCGACUUGGCUGGAUACUAUCGUCCUUCCGGUGGGCGAGAUGACUUCUCUGUGGGGCUUAAAGGGUACAAUGACAAUUACCUCAACUCUUCGACAGCCCAGAGCUCAACCACCAACCUUGGCCGCUCUACAAGUCCAACUCCCAGUGUGCAAAGUGCCAUUUACCGGGAAAGUGGACAAAACUCACCUGGUGGUCCACCCAAGCGUCCUGGUGGUAUCCUUGGCAGGAUCCGAAAAAACUUAACUCACAAGCCGCACGAUAAGUCUAAGCGUGAACAAUCCCCCAGUAGGCGAAGACAGCAAAGCAUCGAAGGGAGUGCUCCCCAGCGCAACUUGGAGUCGGCAGACUCAGACCGGAAAAAGGAAUCCGGCAAAGGGUUGGGAAUCGGCGGUCGAAAAUUUAAUCCACGACGUGGCUUCACCAAUCCAGAUCUCGCCAAGGAUGGACCAUACCAGACUGAAGAGGGCAAACAUGUCUUCAAGCUGGAUACAGAUCUCGAAGAUCUGCACGACAUUGUCAAGACAACCUCUCAAGGCCAAACGAAGCGUAUUUUAGAUGGAACAGCAACACCGCAGGAAGACGUCAUAAAUCCAGACAAUUUGCAGCCAGGUCCGAAUGGAAAUGAUGGCUGGCAUGCACCGGACAGUUGGCAUGUGAAGCAGAAGCCCGAGCUCGACCUAGAAGCAUCAGAGGGCGCACCGCAGACAACCACCGUUCGUGAACGGGAUGGAGCAUCUUACUUCAUUCGAGUUUUCCGUAUAGACCACACUUUCGCGACAUUGUCCGCCGGAGUUGACGCGACCGUUGCAGAGAUUCUUUACAUGCUUGGUCGGAAAUCUUUCUUGUCUGACCACCUCAACAACUAUGAAAUUGUUUUGCGGAAGAAUGACCUUUCGCGACAACUCGAUCAUAGGGAGCGGCCAAUUUUAAUGCAAAAGCAGCUCCUUGAGAAAGUCGGCUACACGGAUAAGGACAGGAUAGAAGAUAUUGGUCGCGAGGACCACAGCUACCUUUGCCGUUUCAUCUUCCUUCCCACCAAGCUCAGCGGAUACACAAGUCUUGAAGCAGACCCUGGCUUCAAUAAGAUGCAGAAGUUCAGCCACGUCGAUCUUCAAGGCCGAAGCCUCGUCACCAUUCCCAUCACUCUUUAUAAAAAGUCAUCGGAGAUCAUUUCUCUCAACCUCUCACGAAAUCUCUCGCUCGAUGUGCCAAAGGACUUCAUCCAAAGCUGCAUCAAUCUCCGGGAGAUCAAGUUCAUUGGGAAUGAGGCUACAUACCUUCCAACAAGUUUCAGCUUGGCAGGCCGAUUGACCUACCUCGAUGUGUCUAACAAUUUCUUGGAGCAACUGGACCAUGCACGCCUUGAUAGACUCACGGGAUUGGUCAGUAUCAAAAUGGCGAACAACCAGUUGACGAAACUGCCUAGCUAUUUUGCCAAUUUCCAGUCCCUUCGAAGUUUGAACAUGUCCUCAAAUGGCUUCAAGGUUUUUCCAGAGUUUCUUUGCAACCUGAAAAGCCUGGUGGACUUGGAUAUCAGUUUCAAUGGCAUUGAGUCACUCCCAAAUAUUGGUCGACUGACCACCUUGGAGCGUCUCUGGAUGACCAAUAACAACAUUAGUGGUCCUCUGGAUAACUCCUUCCAGAACCUCGUGAACUUGAAGGAAAUCGAUGGACGCUUCAAUGCAAUCUCCAACAUCGACAGUCUCUCCCGUCUUCCGCGACUUGAGCAAGUGUUCUUCGGACAUAACUCGGUAUCUCGGUUUAAAGGCGCUUUCCCCAAGCUUCGCAGCUUGUAUUUGGACCACUGUCCAUUGACGCAAUUCGAUAUUGAUGCCCCUGUGCCAACAUUGUCAUCACUGAAUCUGGCAUCAGCUAAACUAUCGCAGUUCCGUGAUGGCAUGUACGAGAACAUGCCUAAUGUCUCCAAGCUGAUCCUGGAUAAAAACCACUUUUCAUCGGUCUCUAUACAGAUCGGCAAAUUACGUCGACUUGAGCAGUUCAGCAUCAUUAAAAAUCCUCUUUCAUCAUUACCUGCCACUAUUGGAUGUUGCGCCGAACUCAAAGACUUGAAUCUGAGAGAAUGUAAUUUAAAGUCUCUCCCGGAAGAGAUUUGGCAUUGCUCAAAGUUGGAAACACUCAACGUUUCUACAAAUCUUCUCACGACAUUUCCAAGACAUGGCGCAGCACUGCCUUUGGUCCCUGGCGAGCCAGCCCCAACACCAGUCACAACGCCUGGAGUGACUGGCAACCCUAGUUAUGAGGAACUAGGUCCUCUCAACGAAGUGGAUACUCGUCGUCAAAGCGAACCAUUAAAUGUCCUUGGGGUCGCUGGAUCAUCACCAAAGGGCUCUUAUCGGAAUCCAUCUAUCGUCCCAUCCGUUGGUCAAUCGAGGAAAGUCUCAACAACAUCACGCUCAGCCAAUACAGAUGGCAGCUCAACAUCUCGAAAGGACUCGAACUUCUCUCAGCAAGGAAUGACAAUCACAUUUGCGGGCUCGCUCCGGAAUCUUUACUUGGCUGAUAACCGACUGGAUGAUGAAGUUUUCCGUGAAUUGGUUCGGCUGCCAGAAUUGCGCAUUGUCAAUCUCUCUCAUAACGAACUAGCCGAGGUGCCCCCGGGUGUCCUCAGACGCUGGCCAUGGAUUUCCGAGCUUUACCUGUCCGGAAAUGAACUCACAUCUCUCCCUUCUGACGACCUCGAGGAAAUCAAUCACCUCAAGGUCCUGCAUAUCAACGCCAAUCGUUUCCAGGUCCUCCCUGCAGAACUUUGCAAAGUUAGCAAGCUUUCGAUCCUGGAUGUUGGAAGCAACGGCUUGAAGUAUAACGUCUCCAACUGGCCCUAUGACUGGAACUGGAACUGGAACCGCAGUUUGAAGUAUCUGAACUUUUCAGGAAACAAGCGUCUCGAGAUCAAACCCAACAUUACGACAUUGGGUCCACCAUCUGGCAAUGGUACUGAUCUCACCGACUUCACUUCUCUCACACACCUGCGGGUACUGGGAUUGAUGGAUGUCACUCUCACAAUACCCACCAUCCCAGAGGAGACCGAGGACCGCCGUGUGCGAACAUCCGCCUCGCUCGCUGGGUCACUGGCAUACGGAAUGGCAGAUACCCUCGGCCGGACCGAGCAUCUUUCCAUUAUCGAUAUGAUUGUCCCCCGGCUGAAGCCAGAUAAUGUGGAGACUCUUCUUGGUAUGUUUGAUGGGCAAACUUUGUCAACUGGAGGGUCCCGAGUUGCGAAAUACUUACAUGAGCACUUCACACCCACUUUCUCCCACGAAUUGAAGAAACUCCAACGCGACCAGGGCGAAACCCCACUGGAUGCAUUGCGACGUGCUUUCCUUGGGCUGAACAAGAAUAUGGCUGGAUCGGCAUACAGGUCCAUCGAUGACCGUGAGCUUCGACAAUAUCAUCGCGGAUCCAACGCCUCGAAACAACUUAACCAGGACGACAUUCAGUCUGCUGGUGUUGCAACUGUCCUGUAUUUGAACAAUAUGGACUUGUAUGCAGCCAACGUGGGUGAUGCGCAGGCGAUUCUUGUGAAGUCAGAUGGUUCUCUACGCUACCUUACCAAGGUCCAUGAUCCCGCUGAAGCAAGUGAGCGUGCGCGAAUUCGCGCUGCUGGCGGAUUUGUUUCUCGCAAUGGAAAGCUGAAUGACGUGCUCACUGUUUCAAGGUGCUUUGGUCAUUUCCCAAUGAUGCCUGCUGUCAUUGCUGCUCCGUCUACCAUGCACACUACCUUGACAGAGCAAGAUGAGAUGAUCAUUAUAGCGUCAAAGGAACUGUGGGAUUAUGUCGCCCCAGAGCUUGUGGUAGAUAUCACUCGAACUGUAUAUCCGGAUCUGAUGUUCGCAUCCCAAAAGCUUCGUGAUCUUGCCAUCUCAUUCGGUGCCACCAAUAAGCUCAUGGUCAUGAUCCUUGGUGUGAGUGAGCUACAAAAGAGACAGAAGAAGUGGCCGCGCCCGAGUGUUUCCUUGGGACCUUCAGCAUUCCCUGAAGAACACCUCAUUCCCGUAACCAAGUUGCGCAAGAAGCCUCGCGAUACUCCCGGCGACUCGCGUCUGGCCCGGUUUGACUUUGUCGAUGCUCCCAUUGGAGAACUCGCCAUCAUCUUCACUGACAUCAAGAAGUCAACGGCUUUGUGGGAGGCAUGUCCUGACGCUAUGCGUUCUGCCAUUCAAAUCCACAACGACAUUCUUCGACGACAGCUUGGUAUUAUUGGUGGAUAUGAAGUGAAGACUGAAGGUGACGCGUUUAUGGUGGCCUUCACCACUACAACUGCUGCCUUACUGUGGUGCUUCAAUUGUCAGAACCAGCUCCUCGAAGCAGAGUGGCCGACGGAAAUCCUUGAGCAACCCCAGUGCCUGAUUAAUGUGGAUAUGGAGAAUAACGUCAUCUUUCGUGGUCUCUCUGUUCGCAUGGGAGGACAUUGGGGUGAACCAGUCUGCGAGAAGGACCCAGUCACCAACCGUAUGGAUUAUUUUGGUCCUAUGGUUAACCGUGCGUCUCGUGUCUCCGCCGUCGCCGAUGGUGGUCAGAUUUUUGUCUCCUCUGACUUCAUGAGCGACAUUCAGCGUAAUUUGGAGGCCUUUGCAGACACGGAGCGCUCCGCAUCCACGAGCUCGACAGAUAGCCAGCCAAGAGUUGACAGCCUAGGUCAUAGCAUCCGUCGUGAACUGCAACAGCUCAAUAGCCAGGGCUUCGUGAUCAAGGAUCAGGGUGAACGAAAACUCAAGGGUCUUGAGAAUCCCGAGCCACUCUAUCUGAUCUACCCGCACACCCUCGCAGGUCGAAUGUCCGCCCAGGAAGAGAACAAUGAUACAAGUGGCCCUGCCAGACCAAAGCCAGGAUCCGAACUUGACUUGAAGACAGAAGUGAUCUGGCGCCUUUGGGAGGUUACACUCCGACUAGAACGCAUCUGUGGUGCUCUAGAGAAUCCUGAGAACCCCCAACUUAGAGAGCCGAAUGUUGCUCUUUUCAACAUGGUCAAGAACCAUGGAGGUGAACUGAAUGAUUCAACAGUCCUUAGCUUGGUUGACCAGCAAGUGACUCGAAUUGAAGCCACUGUCAAUACUCUCGCAGUGCGGCAUAUGAUGCGCCCUUUCAAGCCCGGCGAUAGCCUCCAGGAGCACGCCGUGCCCAUUGGUGAAGUCAUGCAGCAAUUGCAAACCCAAAUGGCCGAAUACCGUGCACUCAAGGAGCAGAUGGCCAACGGAGCUGCAGGCAUCUCUGUUGGAUCACCUGCUCGAUUUGGCAGCAGCCCUACUCUGCACGCCUCAGGAAGUGCUGAGAGCAAUGCCACCUCCGCCUCAUCCUCUUUCCUACACCUUUCUGGAGCAGCCGACACACCUCGCUCCUUCGACCUUCAACGUCAUAAUCAUUGA
Messenger RNA from Penicillium malachiteum, 6414 nucleotides. It is a transcript of the gene acyA, whose product is annotated as adenylate cyclase acyA. The record is from RefSeq and is a predicted model, not a curated record. Gene Ontology annotation, biological process: intracellular signal transduction; cyclic nucleotide biosynthetic process. Lineage: Eukaryota; Fungi; Ascomycota; Eurotiomycetes; Eurotiales; Aspergillaceae. Gene Ontology annotation, molecular function: protein binding. The transcript is spliced from 3 exons. The coding region runs from base 1 to 6414 and encodes 2137 amino acids.